Molecule: messenger RNA, 1212 nt
Organism: Electrophorus electricus (electric eel)
Lineage: Eukaryota; Metazoa; Chordata; Actinopteri; Gymnotiformes; Gymnotidae
Gene: nr2e1
Product: nuclear receptor subfamily 2, group E, member 1
Biological process (GO): regulation of DNA-templated transcription
Molecular function (GO): sequence-specific DNA binding; zinc ion binding; DNA-binding transcription factor activity
Source: RefSeq, a predicted model, not a curated record
ACAAGUGAAACAGAAGCCAAGAUGAGCAAACCUGCCGGUUCAACAAGUGGUUGUUUGGAUAUAUUAAAUGUCAAAUCCAGUCGAAUUCUGGACAUUCCGUGUAAAGUGUGCGGAGACCGAAGUUCUGGGAAACACUAUGGCGUAUACGCUUGUGACGGAUGUUCUGGAUUCUUCAAAAGGAGCAUAAGGAGAAAUCGAACGUACGUUUGCAAAUCUGGUACGCAGGGCGGCUGUCCGGUGGACAAGACGCACAGGAAUCAGUGUCGCGCCUGUCGCUUGAAGAAGUGUUUGGAAGUGAAUAUGAAUAAAGACGCCGUUCAGCACGAGAGAGGGCCAAGAACGUCUACCAUUAGAAAGCAGGUGGCGCUCUACUUCCGAGGGCACAAGGAGGUGAACGGUUCAUCUACUCACUUUCCAACCACAUCCAUCCCGGGACCGCCGUUCUUCACCACAGUCACUCAGCUCGAGACACACAAUCUGGAAAUAAAUACUGUCACAAGUACACCAGAACGGCAGGCAAUUGUAGGGCUUGCGCAGCCCACUCCUAAGUAUCCCCAUGAAGUUAGUGGUACGCCCAUGUACCUGUAUGAAGUGGCGACGGAAUCUGUGUGCGAAUCGGCCGCGCGCCUUCUCUUUAUGAGUAUCAAAUGGGCCAAGAGUGUUCCCGCGUUUUCAACGCUUCCCUUACCCGACCAGCUGAUCCUAUUAGAGGAUGCCUGGAGGGAACUAUUUGUUCUGGGAAUAGCACAGUGGGCCAUUCCAGUGGACUCAAACACACUACUUGCUGUAUCAGGGAUGAAUGCAGAAAAUACAGAGUCACAAAGACUAAGCAAGAUAAUUUCAGAGAUUCAAGCACUGCAGGAGGUAGUGACGCGCUUUCGACAGCUGCGACUGGAUGCAACAGAAUUCGCUUGUCUGAAAUGUGUAGUCACCUUUAAAGCAGUUCCAACACACAGUGGAUCGGAGCUAAGGAGUUUUCGAAAUGCAAGUGCCAUUGCGGCGCUCCAGGAUGAGGCACAGCUUACAUUGAACAGCUAUAUCCACACCAGGUACCCCACUCAGCCCUGCCGCUUCGGCAAGCUCCUGUUGCUCCUGCCAGCGCUGCGCUCGGUCAGUCCGUCCACCAUUGAAGAAGUGUUCUUCAAAAAGACCAUCGGAAACGUGCCCAUCACGCGACUUCUUUCUGAUAUGUACAAAUCUAGUGACAUAUGA